Serpula lacrymans var. lacrymans S7.9 is the source of this 1244-nucleotide messenger RNA. RefSeq lists its product as uncharacterized. Lineage: Eukaryota; Fungi; Basidiomycota; Agaricomycetes; Boletales; Serpulaceae. The transcript is spliced from 2 exons. The record is from RefSeq and is a predicted model, not a curated record. The coding region runs from base 61 to 702 and encodes 213 amino acids.
GGGAAAAUAGUCAGCCUGGAUGAGUGGAGACAGUUGUUCAAUGCAGCCACAAAGUAUGAGAUGAAGGAUGUAGUGCGAAGCCUGCCUUGGAGUUUAGAGUCUUUUGCUGAAGCGGAGCCCAUACGGGUCUACGCCCUCGCCACCAAACAUGGGCAGCGGGAGAUCGCUCAGAAGGCGGCAUUUAAUACCCUCCGACAGCCGUUUGGGGAAUGGGAGUUUGUCCCAGAGCUGAAAUAUAUAACAGGAACCGACCUGCAGAAAUUGUUCUGCUACCACGUCGCAUGCGGAAAGCUGGCUAGUUCCACCAUAGAAUCUUGCCGCCAGAACGCAAAUAUACUGGCGGGUUCUACAUUUUCUUGGUACACCUGCCGCUCCGGGUCGAGUGACUGUAAGUCUAGUGGGCUAUGGUGGCAGAAAGUCAUAGAUGAACUUGCUGUUGCCCUCAAGCAAAAGCCAAGAGGGGGGGUAUUAGAGGAGGGACAUGAUUUGAUUACCCGAACAUCACUUGCAGUAAACGACUGCUGCAUUUGCCGAUUGAAAGCUCCCGCAGAUAUGGAGAGAUUCAAACACGAAAUUGUAACCAAAAUUGAUCAAGUAAUUUCACAGUACCGACUCCCACCGACAAUUUAUCGUGCCAGUAGCCCAUUACUAGCGAGGGCCAUCUAUAAACCAUGCAGAUUACGCUGGAGUACCGACUCCUAAUUUAUCAUGGCCCAGAGAUAAGUCUGGAGUAGACGUACUAUAUGUAUCAGAUAGCUGGGUGGGGUCAGCCAACACAUGGUGUUACGGAAAGACGUGUACAGCCAAGCACAAUAACCAUUUGCGUUGUCCCGGUUUGUCUUGUUCCGUUGUUGAUCAAACUGCAACAAAUUCAUCAUGUUCAAGUGACGCCCUUGUGCUUUAAAGCUUCGUGUUCCAACUGGAAUUCCGUGACGCCCAAUUCGAUCGACCGUUAACCCGUCCUACGGUUUCACCACGACCUGUUACCAAAUGUUGGAUUGGACAGGAACGGUAAGUUUUGACAGCGGGAGGGAAGGAGGGGGCCAACAUGGAAGUGGGAAUGACCCAGCAAUAGGACUGAACUUCAGAACCGAAUAUGACGGGGUCGACGGGCCGUUGAGUUCUUGUCUACUGUAUAGAUUCUGUAUGGAUACAUAUUCGGGCCUGACGCUUCGUGCUGCCAUCUCCAACUCGAUGAGAGUGAUGGGAUGUUGUGUGUUGUAUGAUGUAUAUGCUAUCAUGGA